This is a messenger RNA of Diatraea saccharalis (sugarcane borer), 3001 nucleotides long. Lineage: Eukaryota; Metazoa; Arthropoda; Insecta; Lepidoptera; Crambidae. The record is from the annotation of a GenBank genome assembly.
CCUUUUGCCAGGCGUCGUGUGAGCGUGCGGGUGACUGCGCUGCGGAUGGUUGACAUGUGGCGCGCAGCUGUUGAUACGCAAUUUUUGCGUUGCUUUCUCCUUUGUUUCAUACGGACAGUGACGUUGAGAUAGUUCUUUUAAGAGCUUCUUAUUUCAUUGGCAGAUAUACAAAUAAAUUUUCCAUUAACUGAUGUAGCCUUAUUACUGUCUUACUGGUGGUGUAGCCACACAGAAAUGAGUUGAAACAACUCCGAUUCUUCGAAAUUUCAAAACCGUUAGCAUUGAAAUUGUUACAACUCACCUCUGUUUAAAAUCAUUGGUGUCCACUCCAUAACAUAAGACUGACAUUAAUCUAUAAGGAUUAAGGUCUAAAAUUUACAGAUAAGAUUUAGAGAAACGUAAAGUCAAGACUAAAGUUCAAAUUCAAUGUCAUUUAUUCUGUCUAGGCUGUUACAAGCAUUUUUGAAUGUUGAAAACUACGCAUCAGGUCGAAAAUCUACGGCGGAAUAGAAACAGAAGCGUCUAGAUAUAGAACUAUCCCAACAUCCAGAACUUUAAGUGUCAUGAAGCAAUUUAUUGGCAACUUGCAGUGGAAAGUAUAAGUGGUAGCGUGCGCGUGAUGUUCCGCCGCAACCCUUACACACAUUGGGCGUUAGCGUUCGAGGCACCACCGAAGUUAGAGCUGCGAGUGCGAGGCCGCUUCCAAGGCCGCCAGCUCAAGCCGAGGCUGGCAUCGCUGGUCGCAGCACAUAUAAGGCGAGCGGUCGCCCAGAGGCAUACACUUCCUAACUAUAAAAUACGUUAUAAACCGUUCUUUCCGAAAUCGGAACCUGGUAGUGGGGAUGGUGAGGAGGGGCCGACGCCCAACGGCAGACUGACUGUCCGCCUCGUAGAGGUCACACGUCUCCAAUGGACAGGAGCGAACGGUACCGUGCGAGCAGCUUUGGCGGUUGAUUCGCAUGGAUGGGUGUCACUUCGGCGUGGUGUUUUAGUACUGGAUAUAGUAUUGCCAGCGGUAACAGGUCCGUUGGGGCUUGUAUGCUGUCAAGGCGUUGGUGUAGUACUGGUUGAUACUGUGGUACCGAUGUCUCCUGCUUACCGCGCAGAUUUGCGUAGAGAUGACGUUGUACUUGCCAUAGAUAACAAACCAAUCAAUAACGUCGCCCAGGUGGGCAAACUACUCCGGUGCGUGGACAGACGAGCAGUAACGGUUAGAGUACGUAGGGGUGGAACUAGCGCACUUGCCAGACGGGAAGAGCCCGCCGUUGAGGCGAAGAGUCGCGUACGAACUAAUUUCACGUUUAGACGCGUGUCCGAAGUAAUGGAGGGCGUUAGGCUGCAGGGCAUGCGAGCGGCCGCUUCUAAGAAUAACUUGCAGGAAUCAGAUUCUCCCUCAAAAGCGCCGGAACCACCAUCAGAGAGCGAACCGCCUUCGAACCAGAAGACGAAACAGGAGCCUACUCGAUCGACAUCAAAACCCCCAGAACCUUCUACGCCUGGUGGGAAUUUCGGUCUUCGCAAGCGCAGGUGUUCCGUAGAAAAUAAGUCUUCCGAUAGCUCAGCAGGCAGUACCCCUCCAGCUUCCGGCGCAAGCACACCUCUUAAACAAAUCACAGGAACCAACAAAACUAUCAAACAUCAAGAUAUACCCAUCAUAAGAACAGACUCAUCAGAAUGUAAGAAUGAGAGAGGCGAUAUGCUAGACGACGAGGACCAUGUAUUCGAAACGGGUGGACCAAGACAGAGUGAGCACGUAGAGAUAUGUCAGAUGUUUUGGACGAAGAGUUUACAAUUGAAGCCGAUUAUACCUUUCGAUGAAGAAACUGAGUUUAAAUUGAACGAGAAUCACAAGUAUUUGAAUAUGAAUGUGUGGGCUACUGUACCCGGUGAGAAAGAUGAGAUUUUAUUAGGCUAUUUGAAUAUACCUCUAACCGCACUACUGGCGGAGUGUCAAGAUUCGACUGUUCCGCAUCAUAUGAAACGGUAUCAGUUCUUACCUCCAGAUGUGGACAUCAAAUUUAGUAAGAGCCACAAAUUAUCUUCUCACGCUGGUUUCGAGCCGUGUCUCUGUUUUGGCGACGCGCUCGUCUGGUGGGAGUGGGAGGGAACAGGAGGAAACAAUUCGAAUGCGAAUUCUAACGCAUAUAAAAGCCCUCGUACUUCCCGAGAUACAGCGCCUAAACCACCGAAACCUACUAGAGCGGCACAUGACUUCGUGAGGACACACUUCCAUAGAUCGACUCAGUGUGAUUUCUGUAAUAAGAAGAUAUGGUUGAAGGAUGCGAUGCAAUGCCGGAACUGCGGUCUCUGUUGCCACAAGAAGUGUGUGGCCAAAUGCCAAGAAUCGUCACCAUGCAUAUCAAAACAGGACAGAGAUACUCCAACUGGUUUAGGCUGUCCACCUCCUGAACUGAUUACUACAGAAGCUGAUUCGAUCGUUGACCCUGAUUCUGAUGACGAACCAGAGAGAAAGGACUCUUUGGACGUCCAUGAUGAAGGCGGCGGGACCAUGAGCGCGCUAGUUGCUGGUCUGCGACGUGCGGGCUCCGCUCACUCGCUAUCCGCACCGCGGACGUGCUCAUCGUCACGCUCGCUACCGCCAUCACCAAGUCAUACGCCCAGGAAGCAAUCUCUGGAGCCUGUGGGGAACCCGUUCGGCGGUUGCGGGGCGAGCUGGCUGCAGAGGGGCGACGUGACCGCCAUGCUGCAGCCGGCCCUGCGCAGCGCGCUGCCGCCGGACGCGCUGCUGGCGGCCGCGCGCGACUCCGCCCCUGAACUAGCCGCCAAACUGACCGCACACCAGAUACACGAGAUGCUACAAGCAGUCCGUGAAGAAUUGUCAACGGAUGACGCCCAAGGCGUCGCCGCGAAUGCGGAUGGCGGGGAGGCGCGCGCUUGCGCUUUAACCGCGCUGAUGCUGCACUGCUGCGCUGCAGCGCAACUAGCGCAACAGCGCGUCGAGCCUGCGCCCACUUGACCCCAAUAAACUAAUGUUCAUUGU